AUGACCGCAUCCCAUCUCCCAGAGCAGCCAUGCGUCACCUUCAUAUGGUACCUCCGCUCCGUCCCCAGCAACAACGUCUUCAUCCUCACCACCGAUUUCCCGCUCUCCAACCCGCGCGAUCGCCCCAAGCACAUGGAUUCAGAAGAGGCGCGGCAGCUUGGUAUGCUCGUCCAGACCAUUAUCCCGGAAAAGCACGAGCUGUUUGUUCAGAGUGGACCUUUUGCGGGGCAGUACGAACACUUCGAACAUGUCUGUGCAGAGAUCCGGAGGAAUGUGGACAGGGGGAUCAAGUUUGUGGGCCAAGACACCAAGCUUUGGGUCGCUUUCGGUCUUCCUCAGGAUGUACAAGCAGUCGUGAUGGGUGUUCUUGCUGGAGUUGGUAAUCAGCUUGCACUGAAGCCCAGUCAACCCCCACGCCUCUGCUUGGACCUCUCGAGUAUGGCCAACGAAGUCGAGCAGCUCGACGCCUAUACGCGUACGGCUGACGGCUUCAUCACUCCACCCCUCAUCAUCGACGAGCCCGAUUCACCCUCGGGCAAUGUACCGCCCUCUCGAGGCGGCAACACCUACUACUCUCACCAGGAGGUGGCAGAGAUCGUGCGCUCCGCCACUCGAGACCUCCAUGACCACAUCCGCGCCCUGCGCGAGCAGCUCGCAGAACGAGAGGACAUGUUGAUCGAGAUGGAUGAACUACUCUCUCGGGGGGAGCGAGAUCAGGUGUACGUCUAUAUCAUCAUGACGCCUCAGCGGGGGCCGGAGCCGUUCUAUAGGGUCAAAAAAGAUUUGGUCGCAGAGGAUCAGAUUCGGAGUUGGGUGGUGCAUCAGACCGGGUUGGAAGAGUUCAAGGAUGCCGAACGGUAUAUGGUGCUCGUCGCCGCGGAUCAAGAUAUACCUUACCAGCACUGGUUCACCCAGCAGAGAAAGGGCAAGAGAGUAUUGAAGGACGACACCGAUGUCGUCGAGUGUAUCAUCGAAAUGAUUUCCUUGGGCAUACCUUCGACCGACAGAACUGUGCAUAUUUUCGACUCUAAUCAGCAAAUCGAACAGCAAGACAUGGACAUCACUCCGACCAACAAGGCAAAACCCCUUCCCAACGUGUCCCAGGAUGCAGCGCCACAUUCGUCUCUCGGUUCUUCUACACCAGGUCUGCAAGCCCAUGACGACCUCUACCCCCUGGUCGACUACCGCCCUCAAGUAGCAGAGGAGAUACUGAAGAUCCUUCGAGAUGAAAGGGUUCCUGCGCUCUCUACCGCUACGAGACGCCUCGUUGCUCUGGCCCAGUCGUUGACUUUGGCCACCCAAAUCAGCUCGAAUGCCACAACCCCUCGCAGUCCCAACGCCACCAAUCCUUCAUUCCAACAACUGGGCGACCGACCCCAAAGCUACUCGAAAGCUUUGAUGCCCCCGUCAGACAGCGCCACCACUCUCACCGGCUCUGAGGGCAAGACUCGUGCGAUCCGAGGCAGCAUCACCUCAAUCGAGGCUGUCAUCGGUGGCAGUGCCAACGGGGCCAAGACUGGCUCCACUCGCACCGCGUUUGACAUGCUCGUAUGGCGCAGAGAUGUCGGAGAAGCGGUAGGAGAUGAAGGGGAAGAAGAUGGCUCUGGUCCAAGGAGCAAAGGUGGCGACAGCAGUGAGACGCACGAGGGAACUCAAGACUUGCUGGACGUCCCGAGGACGAGAGGAGAAGCCAAGAGGAAGAACCCUUUCCUAGGUCAUCGACAUCAGUCCAGUGCGCCUCCCGCUACCAAUCACGCCCCUGCAAUCGUGGUCACCGACGCCCCCUUGAGCCCGUCGGCGCCCCUGGCUGCGCUCCGUCUCGACGAGGAUAUCCCCAGCCCAACAGCAAGUCCGUUGAUAGGAGCGACGCAUGUCAUAGAUGUGGACCAGCCAGAGAAGACCGCAGUAUUCGUGCCGCUCGUCUUGGGCUCUUCGAGUGGCCGUUGUGUUGAAUCAAAAAGUUCCUCCCCGUACGAGCUCAGCCGUACCGAUAGUACAUAUAUUGGCUCUCAAGCCCUUGACCGAGAGGUGACUGUGGCGCAACAGGUCGAGACGGCUGAUGAGGGGAGCCCAAGGAAAAAGGCAAGGCUGCUGGGUGAGAGGCUGGAUUCGGUGGCUUUGGUCAGUGGGGCGCUAUAG
Molecule: messenger RNA, 2139 nt
Organism: Cryptococcus amylolentus CBS 6039
Lineage: Eukaryota; Fungi; Basidiomycota; Tremellomycetes; Tremellales; Cryptococcaceae
Exons: 4
Coding region: 1-2139 (712 amino acids)
Source: RefSeq, a predicted model, not a curated record